Messenger RNA from Dioscorea cayenensis subsp. rotundata (Guinea yam), 3343 nucleotides. RefSeq names its product probable LRR receptor-like serine/threonine-protein kinase At3g47570. Gene Ontology annotation, biological process: hormone-mediated signaling pathway; protein phosphorylation. Gene Ontology annotation, cellular component: plasma membrane. The coding region runs from base 63 to 3161 and encodes 1032 amino acids. The transcript is spliced from 2 exons. Lineage: Eukaryota; Viridiplantae; Streptophyta; Magnoliopsida; Dioscoreales; Dioscoreaceae. The record is from RefSeq and is a predicted model, not a curated record. Gene Ontology annotation, molecular function: protein binding; protein kinase activity; ATP binding.
AUAUAACAAAGAUGGCUUCUGGUCUCAAGAAUACCAUACCGUGAACUUGUUAAAGGAUCCUCAUGGAGCCACUUGUUUGCUUGGUUGUUCUCGUGUUAGCUAAAUCUUUAUUGUUAUCACAGUAUACACUUACUGCAGCAUCAAGCAACGAUACAGAAAGAUCAGCAUUGCUGGCAUUCAGAGAUCAAAUAACCAGUGAUCCUUCUGGUGUUCUAAAAGCAUGGAACAACUCCAUUCAUUUCUGCAAAUGGUAUGGAGUUACAUGUAGCCGCAAGCAUCCUGGGAGGGUUAUUGCUCUGGAUCUUGCUUCCAGGGGUAUGGCAGGUGCCAUCUCUCCUGCCGUUACCAACCUAACAUUCCUGCGGAAACUACUACUUAUGGAGAAUGGUUUCAAUGGUGACAUCCCACAAAACAUCGGCCACUUUCACCGUCUGCAACAACUCAACAUGAGCUUCAAUUCACUCUACGGUUCCAUUCCUGCCAGUCUAGCCAACUGCUCAGAGCUCAGAUUCAUCGACUUAAGCGCAAAUAAACUCACCGGGAUGAUUCCGGUUGAGCUCGGAUAUCUAUCAAAGCUUGAUCAGUUGGUGCUUGACAAUAAUAGCUUUGUAAGUGUUCUUCCAUCUUCUCUUGGAAACCUUUCUUCUCUCACAAUUCUUUCAAUAAAUUGUGGCGUAGGGAGUAGUUCAACGUCCUAUUGUUUGCAUGGCAACAUCCCAGAGGAGCUGGGAAACCUUGCAAAACUUAAGUUAAUCGAUGUCUCUGGAAACAUGCUUUCUGGAACAAUACCUCCAUCCUUGUUCAAUCUCUCAUUGCUGCAUACUUUUGCUGCUGGGAUUAAUCAGCUUCAUGGGAGCCUUCCACCAAGUAUAAGCACAACACUACCAUAUCUUGAAAACCUAAAGUUUGGCGGUAACAGCUUCACCGGACCAAUUCCAGUGUCACUUUCCAAUGCCUCAAGACUUGCUAUUGUUGAUCUCUCACAAAAUAAUUUCACUGGACAAAUUCCUCCUGACAUUGGAAGAGGUGGAAACAUAUGGUACAUUAAUUUAGAAAUCAAUCAGCUUGAGGCAAAUGAUGUCAGUGAUUGGAGGUUCAUGGGUUCUCUGACCAACUGCAGCAGUUUAAAGAUCUUGGCUCUUGAUGAUAACAAUUUGGGUGGUGCACUGCCAAGCUCCAUUGCCAACCUCUCCAAUGAAAUACAAAAAAUAUACAUGGGAGGCAACUAUAUAUCUGGGUCACUACCUUCAGGGAUUCAAAACCUUGCUAAUCUUUAUACACUGGAUAUGACCCUUAACCAACUCACUGAAACCAUUCCAGAAGGCAUUGGAAAACUCCAGAAUCUACAGUUCUUGGGCCUUUCUAGCAAUAAGAUCAUAGGCCACAUCCCAGCCUCCCUUGGAAACCUUACUCAAUUGGCAUCUCUCUAUCUAGAUGACAAUGAUUUGGAAGGUCCAAUCCCUUCAUCACUGGGGAGCAUCCAGAGACUGAAUGAAUUACAGCUGUCCAUGAAUAGACUCAAUGGCAGUGUACCAGUAGAGAUACUUAGCCUUUCCUACCUAUCCAAUUUUAUUAUGCUUUCUGACAACUUCUUGACUGGAUCCCUUCCUAUUGAGGUUGGCAGAUUGAGAAACAUAAGAACCCUCCUUCUGUCUCACAACAAGCUUUACGGUGAGAUCCCAACAACCAUCAGCGGCUGUGUGAGCUUAGAGGUGCUCGAGCUUGAUGAUAACAUGAUCCAAGGAACCAUUCCUCCAUCCUUGAGCAACAUAAGAGGGCUUCAGAUUCUUAAUCUUUCAAACAAUUCGUUAUCAGGAUCAAUACCUCAAUCUUUUGGCAGUAUGAAAGGCCUCCAAGAGCUGCUUCUUUCACACAAUAACUUGUCAGGGUCCAUACCAAAAGUCAUGGAGGACAUGACUGGUUUAAUAUACUUGGAACUCUCCUACAACAAUCUUCAGGGUGAGAUACCCAAGAAGGGCAUCUUUUCAAAUGCUUCUGCCAUCUCAGUCACUGGGAAUCCCGGCCUUUGUGGGGGUCUUUCACAAAUUCACUUGACUGCAUGCCCUCUCAAAACAUUUGAGAAGAGAACAAGGUGGCGGCUCUUGCUAACGGUUGGUACACCAAUUGCUUGCUUCAUCCUUUUUUCAUCCUUUGCUUUUCUUAUUUACAAAAGGCAGUCCAGGAAGAGGGCUUCAUCCGAAAUCUCCAUGAACUCUCAUUUCCCAAGAAUUACAUAUGGAGAUUUACUCAGGGCCACUGGUGGCUUCAGCGAUGAUAAUCUUGUUGGCAGGGGAAGACAUGGUUCGGUGUAUAAAGGAAUUCUGGAGAUUCUCAAUACUACUACUGUGGCUGUCAAGGUGUUCAACCUUGCAGAGCAGGGGGCAUCCAGGAGUUUCUCUUCGGAAUGCAAGGUGCUGCGAACAGUCCGGCAUCGCAACAUUAUCAAGGCCUUUACCUCCUGCUCCAGCAUUGAUUCCAGGGGCCAUGAUUUCAAAGCAUUGGUCUACGAGUUCAUGUCUAAUGGAAGUUUAGAGACAUGGUUACAUCCACAAACAGAGGAGGAGCAGCACAAGAGUCAAAGUUUAACUUUCAUCCACAGAUUGAGCAUAGCCAUAGACAUUGCUGAUGCGUUGGAGUACCUCCAUGAAGGUUGUCAACCACCAAUGGUGCAUUGUGAUAUCAAGCCUGGCAACAUCCUCCUUGACAAUGAGAUGGUUGCUCAUGUUGCAGAUUUCGGUCUAGCAAAAGUGCUCUCUGGUUCCUCUCGAGCAUCUUCACGUAGCUCCAUUGCUAUCAGGGGAUCCAUAGGAUAUGUUCCUCCAGAGUAUGGAGUUGGUGGUCAAGCGACCACUUCUGGAGAUGUGUACAGUUACGGAAUUCUUCUCCUUGAGAUGUUAACAGGGAAGAGGCCAGCUGACGACAUGUUUAAAAAUGGUCUGACACUCCGCAAACUGGUUGAGAUGCAAAUUUCUAGUGAAGGAUUCUUGAACAUAGUAGAUCCUCUAAUGCUGCCACAAAACCAUGCAAGUAAGGAGGAAGAGUGUUUUGUUUCUGUGGCACUGGUGGGUCUUUCAUGCUCAAUUGAUUCUCCUUAUGAGCGACCAAACAUCGCUGAGGUUGCAACAAAAAUGCAUGCUAUCAAAACUGGUAUAAAAAAUUAAACAUCAGAGAACUCCUUUCAGGGCUGCUCCUAAUACUGGUUAACCUGGAGAUGCCUAGGGUGUUUUUUUCUCCUUUAUGUUUGUGUGCUCUUUUGUGCUAGUCCUUUUUUUUAUUUCUAUUAAUGCUUUUUUAUGUCUGUUGUUUCACAGCUCCCACGUCUAGUGGAUUGUUUUGUUUUUUA